Entamoeba nuttalli P19 is the source of this 574-nucleotide messenger RNA. RefSeq names its product pyridine nucleotide transhydrogenase alpha subunit, putative. The record is from RefSeq and is a predicted model, not a curated record. The annotation marks the transcript as partial. The transcript has a single exon. NCBI's taxonomy places the organism in Eukaryota, Evosea, Mastigamoebida, Endamoebidae.
UUUUGGAUGUUUAUUAUGCAUUCCAUAUAUUAUUUUUGAAUAUUUAACUCUUAAUGAUUCUACACUUAUUAGUAAUUUAGAAACAUAUUCAGUUUAUAUUAAUGGAGGUAUUUUAAUUGUUGUAAUAAUUAUUUCAUUCUUUAUUGGAUGGCAUAUGGUUAUGGCUAUUGGAGGUGCUGAUAUGCCAGUUGUAGUUUCAAUGUUAAAUUCAUAUUCAGGAUGGGCUACAGCAGCAUCAGGAUUCUUAUUAAAUAAUUAUGCUAUGAUUGUUGGAGGAGCAUUAAUUGGAUCAUCAGGAGCUAUUUUAUCAUAUAUUAUGUGUAAAGCUAUGAAUAGAUCAUUUAUGUCAGUUAUUUUUGGAGGAUUUGGAGCAACACCAUCUAAAACAAGAAACCAAGAAGAUGAAGGACCUAAAGAAGCUAAUACAAUUCAAACACCAGAACUUGCUAAACUUUUAAUGGAAGCACAUAAUAUUGCUAUUGUUCCAGGAUAUGGAAUGGCAGUUGCAAAAGCACAACAUGUAGUUGCUAGUCUUGCAGAAGAAUUAAUUAAAGCAGGAAAAGAAGUAAGAUUU